Melampsora larici-populina 98AG31 is the source of this 898-nucleotide messenger RNA. RefSeq lists its product as uncharacterized. NCBI's taxonomy places the organism in Eukaryota, Fungi, Basidiomycota, Pucciniomycetes, Pucciniales, Melampsoraceae. Bases 227 to 898 code for a protein of 223 amino acids. The transcript has a single exon. The record is from RefSeq and is a predicted model, not a curated record.
GACAGCACUAACGUUUACUUUCGAAACGGCUGUAAUACAGUAGUGUUUCAAUUUCUACUUCACAAAUAAUCAACACGGGUAAAUAGAGUUGAAACGGUAAACAACAAACGACAGUCAAGGCAAAUCAAGAUCUCGAGGUUAAAGACUUCAAGAAGAAAGAACUCAACCAGAGACAGAAAAAAACAGGAAAGAAAACGAAAAGGAAAAAGAAAAGGAAAGAUUAGAAAUGACUCCGAUCAACUCAAGAAACACUUCGACUAGAAGGUCAUUACCAUUUCCAAGCAACAACCAAUCCACUACCAUCAUCAAACCCAGCUCAACAAGCAACUCAUCAUUAUCAAAAUCGAUCACUUCUUCACUUUCCAAAUCAACUUCAACUCCAAUACCGACUACUUCAUCAUCAUCAUCAUCACAAUCAAAACUAAAUCAAUCUCGUAGACAAUCUGUUAUUCCUCAACUUAAUCGACCAAUCUCAAUCACUACUACAGCUCUUAACACUAAUCGUAAUAAUAAUCAAUCUAGUACUAACAACAAUCGAACUCCUACUUUACCUCGAUCACGUAAUGUUUCUCUCAAUUUACCUCAAUCGAAUCUCAACAAUUUAAGUAAUACUAGCAAUCAAAAUAAUAAUAAUAAUAAUGUAGCACCUCUUAAGAGAUCACCAUUGAAUCGUAACACUAUAGCUAAUUUUACACCACUUUCAUCUGAAAGAUCUAGAACGUUCACUACUCCUGCUACUACUCCAUCACCUCAAGUGAUCAAUCGUAAUCUAUUACCAGAAUCAUCAACUAAACCUGAAGAUAUCGAAACAGAAGUACCAGAUGAUGAAGAAGAAAUAGAUGAAGAAGUUGAGUCACUCUUGUUUCCUGCCUACAUUUUCCCCAAACCCAAAAAAUGA